Molecule: messenger RNA, 1494 nt
Organism: Saprolegnia parasitica CBS 223.65
Lineage: Eukaryota; Oomycota; Saprolegniomycetes; Saprolegniales; Saprolegniaceae
Exons: 3
Coding region: 1-1494 (497 amino acids)
Source: RefSeq, a predicted model, not a curated record
AUGCGCGACCAUCCGAAGCGGACGCAGCGCCUGCAUGGCCUGCGUGGCCUCUACCCCGUGGGCAUCCUCGCCAUCUUCUUCGUCAACGUCUACUACUUUGGCGUUGGCAGCUCGGACAAGGCGCGCUUCAAGCACCUGCAGGUCGACGACGGAGGGCCCUUCCUGCCUGCUGUCAACGAGCCGUCGACGUGCUGGUUUGACGCCCCCAAGACGCAGCGCGUGCCCACGGACGACCUCGAGCACCUCAGCCUCUUGCAUGCGGCGUGCACGAGCGGCACGGACGACAUCAUCACGUGGCACUACGGCUCGAACGCCACCAAGGCACCGUACCCGACGCGCUUGAACCGCGAUGACCCGGGCGUGCUCGACGAGCUCCGUCGCUGCCCCGACUUUGACAUCUACCUGCCUUCCGGUCUUCGCGGGUCGGGCUACUGCGAAGACGGCUGCGCCUACACCAAGUACGGCCGGUCGCGCCUGCUGCCGCAGUGGGCGCUUGAAGACGAGUUCUUUGACGCGCAGCGCAACCGCAAAUGGCCCAAGCACAAGCCCAUCUACCUCAUGCCCAACAUCGAGAUGGGCCAGCUCAAGUCGCCCGAGUACUGGAGCGUCGACGUCGUCAUCUGCAAGACGCGCGACUGCUACCGCCGCGUCACCGCGUGGUACAAGCAAGAGGGCAACCCGCGCGGCGCGACCGUCUUCUACACCCGGCACACCACGGCCGACAUUGCAGGCCACAUUGCUCGCAAGCUCGGCCCUGGCGGCGUCAAGCCCAAGGACUACCGCAACAAGGUUCGGUUCACGCACACCGCGGGCGGCAGCGUCAGCAAGGGCACGGGCCAAGUCAUCGAGUGCUGGCUGUCGCGCCCGGACCUGCCGCCGCUCGACCUCUCGAUGAGCCCGGGCCUGUACGACUUGGGCUACGGUGAAAAGUACGCCGACAAGAUCGCAGCCGCCAGGAACAUCAACUUCAAGCACAACGCGAUCGACGAGGAGGCGUUUGGGAAGCUCUUGGCAGAGACCUCUUUCUUCCUCUGCGCAAGCACGUGGGAGGGAUAUGGCCACUACAUCAACCAGGCGCGCGCGGCCGGCGGCGUCAUCAUCACCACGGACGGCCCGCCGAUGAACGAGCUCAUCGUCGCGCCCGAGAGCGGUGUGUACGUCAAGACGGUCGUGCACCACCACCCGCACCAGAUCAUGGGCGGCGGCUUCGAAGGCGAGCACGGGCUCAAGGGUGGUUUUGGCGGCCUCCAAGCCGACUACUCGUCCGGCGAUCUCUGCGACGCCGUCGACCACGUGCUGAGCUUGACGGGCGGACAGCGCGAGCGCAUGGCCAAGGCGGCGCAGCAGCAGUUCCAUGACGACACCAAGUUCUUUGCGGCGUCCAUGCGCAACCUCCAAGCCUUUGCCCGCGCACACCUGCAUUCCAACAUGACGGCCGCCGAGGUCGCAGCGAGCGACUGGCACGCGACCGCCGUCCGCGACUUUCCCUGCUAA